Penicillium argentinense is the source of this 1755-nucleotide messenger RNA. RefSeq names its product Zn(II)2Cys6 transcription factor. Gene Ontology annotation, molecular function: zinc ion binding; DNA-binding transcription factor activity, RNA polymerase II-specific. Bases 1 to 1755 code for a protein of 584 amino acids. Gene Ontology annotation, biological process: regulation of DNA-templated transcription. Lineage: Eukaryota; Fungi; Ascomycota; Eurotiomycetes; Eurotiales; Aspergillaceae. The record is from RefSeq and is a predicted model, not a curated record. The transcript has 3 exons.
AUGGUGUACUGCGGCAAACCGAGCAAAGGAUGCGGCCACUGCCGGUCCAGGAAGAUCCGUUGCGACCAAGCCCGGCCGUCCUGUUCGCAAUGCGUGCGGGCCAAGCGGGACUGCCCCGGCUACAGGGAUCAGCUAUCCCUGAUGUUUCGCGACGAGAGUAAAUCAGUGGUCAAGAAAGCCGUGGCGGGCUCCAGUGCAUCGAGUUCUUCAGCGCCUAGACAAAAACGGUCGCCGGGUCGAUCGCCUCGCACUGCUUCCCCAGAUGGGAACACCUCUUCUGAGCCUGAGCUUCCCGCAGACCUCUACACUAGCGCCCUAUUCGAUUUCAAUGCGGAUCCACUGUAUGGAACUCUCAUACAACAGUCCUGGCAGAUUCCGAUGGAAGUGCAGCAGCCCACGGCGCCUACGCAAGAGGAAGCUAUCAGCUUCUUGCUGCAGUCCAAUGCUAUUCCCGGUAGCUUCUGGAUGAGUGAUUUCGUCACCAAAUUCUUGGCACAGGCUGGUGGGACAGUGGGUUCCCAGGCGAUGCGGGCUAGUAUGACUGCCGUGGCGUCGGCAAUGCUUUGCCGCGUGAGAAGGAUCACUGCGUUUCGGGACGUGGCGAGGAAGGAGUAUGUCAAUGCUUUAAACCUCCUCAACACGGCCCUAGCGGACGUGGAGGAAGCCAAAACCAACCAAGCUUUGGGGGCUGUCGUGCUGCUCGCCAUAUAUGAAGUUGUCACAUCGCGGGCCCCGAAAGAUAUUGCACUAUGGACAAAUCAUAUUACCGGUGCCACGGCCUUACUCGACCUGCGAGGCACCGAUCAACUAAAGACAGAAGCUGGCCUUCGUCUUUUUCUGCAUCUGCGAUAUCAAAUCAUCAUUAGUUGCAUACAACGAGACUGUCGAGUCCCGGAAUCAUUACUAGAAUGCACCAAAUAUGCCAUGCAUCUACGGCAGGGAGAAGCUCACAGCAAUCGUCUCAUCAUUAUCAUCGGAAAACUAUCCAACCUUCGAGCAGACAUCCAAGAUAAAACUCUCACCGACAACCACGAAAUCGUCUCGAUAGCCUCGGGUAUCGAAGCCGAGUUGACUGCGUGGCUGGCCGCACUUCCACCUGGUUUCACUUAUGAAACUCGCACGAAGUCGCCAUACGACUUCCUCUUCCAAGAACGAUGUCGCGGAAUUGAUAGCUUUGACGAACAGUACCAUGUAUACCCCAACUUUUGGGCCUGCAACACAUGGGAUCAGUAUCGCUGCGCCCGCAUCAUUGUCAGCGAGUUGAUUCUCUCUCGCAUGUGGAAGAUCACAGAGGCCUCGGGUCAUCCACCAUCAGAUGAGUUUCGUGUUCACUGCAAAACUUUGCGCUCGACUAUUCGACGUCUGGCAGUCGACAUCUGCCGAAGUGUGCCUUACAUUUUGGGGGCACACCAGAAAGAAAUGUCGCCCAACUGCCCGCCCCCCGAGAGUUAUCUUGGAGGACUUAUGUUGCUCUGGCCACUGUUUCUAGCCGGGGUGGUCGAGCAUCCCACCUCCUCGCUUCGACGGUGGGUGAUUGGGUGCCUCAGGAUGAUUGGAAACGCGAUGGGCAUCGAUCAGGCACUGGCCCUGAUGGACAUCAUCGCCUUGGAUCCAGGCAUGUUCCAUUUUGCGCCGAGCGAAGAUGACGUGCCCUAUAUCCAGCAUGCCUCCAUAGCAAGCUCGGCAAGGGAACAGCCGGUGUCCCUGCUGGAUCUGCCCUAUGAGCAGGCCCCUGCCUCCGAGGCUGAUUUCUGA